AACUUUUUUGGAAAGACGUAGAUCAUGGAGAACAUCGAUAUAUACACGACACCGGCUGGUUCAGCCCCUCCAGGGUAUACAGCUGGCAUUUCUGAGACGCCUUCGCAGCAGCCGGGGCUUGUGGCAGCCGCUGCAGUCUGCUUGACGCUGACCGCCAUCUUCGUUGCCAUCCGCAUAUUCACAAAGGCAUUCGUGAUUCGCGCUGUCAAAGUUGAGGACUAUGCUCUCCUGUUCGCUGAAGUCGGGCUUGCAGCCUUUGUCGGGGUCAUCGUCACGAGCGGCGUCCACGGCCAAGGGCGCCAUAUUUGGAAUGUUUCCAUCGCAGGUGUCAUGGCCGUUGCCAACUUCUCCAAUAUUUCAGAGAUCCUGUACGGGCCGACGAUGUUUGCAGCAAAGUUUUCCGUGCUCAAGCAGACGGAGCGCAUCUUCUGUGGCACCAAGCAUGACUCUGUCUAUUGGUGGAUUCAGGCUAUGAUCUGGGCCAAUGGCUUGUUCGACUUGAGCAUUUUUAUCGCCUUUCUUUGCGCCUGCAUACCCCGUGAGAAGCUAUGGGAUACGACGCUGCCCGGCACCUGUAUCUCUACCAACGGCUCCAUUAUCGCUACGUCGAUCAUCAACAUCGUCUCGGACUGGUCUGCGUUGAUACUGCCGCUCAUCGUCAUCCGCCGUCUACAAAUGG
This is a messenger RNA of Cryphonectria parasitica EP155, 679 nucleotides long. RefSeq lists its product as uncharacterized. The annotation marks the transcript as partial. The transcript is spliced from 2 exons. The record is from RefSeq and is a predicted model, not a curated record. NCBI's taxonomy places the organism in Eukaryota, Fungi, Ascomycota, Sordariomycetes, Diaporthales, Cryphonectriaceae.